Pyricularia pennisetigena is the source of this 1728-nucleotide messenger RNA. RefSeq lists its product as uncharacterized. Gene Ontology annotation, biological process: transmembrane transport; zinc ion transport; intracellular zinc ion homeostasis. Lineage: Eukaryota; Fungi; Ascomycota; Sordariomycetes; Magnaporthales; Pyriculariaceae. Gene Ontology annotation, cellular component: Golgi apparatus; membrane. Bases 1 to 1728 code for a protein of 575 amino acids. The record is from RefSeq and is a predicted model, not a curated record. The transcript is spliced from 3 exons. Gene Ontology annotation, molecular function: zinc ion transmembrane transporter activity.
AUGGCCUCAUAUGCGCUACCGGCCAGUAUUCCACACUCUCACCAUGCUCCAGGCCAUAUGCAUUCCCACACGGGCUCGCCACCUUCUUUUGGCCACCUAGGCCAGCAUGCCGCACGAAAGAGGUCGAGCCUCUGUGAGCAGCCGCUCACACACAACGACGACGACGAUUACCACGACUACAACCACACCCAUGACCACAAUCAUGACCACGACCAUGAUCACGGCGAUGGUCACGGCCAUGAUCACGGCGGUCACGGCCACUCGCACUCCCAUUCGCAUUCCCACGACCACGCCCACACCCACGCCCAAAGGAAUAGCUGUUCGCACUCUCAUUCACACAUACAUGGCAACCAUAAUGACAGCUCGUCGGAGCAGGCAAAUGUCCCAUCAAAAUUUUCAAUGUCCAUUUCAACCAACCAGGGCUUUGUUGCAUCUUCCACACGGGGAGGGAAGCAUGUACUCACACCAUCGCAGGCGAGCUUUGAUAUCAAAUACGAUGCCCCUGCGCAAGGCGUCACGCAUGUCCAUGACCUCGGGUCUUCAGCUGAGCGAUCGAGGUUCACCAACUCAAUACUACCCUACACAGCCAAAUGGCCUUUGUUGCAUGCGAUUGUAACGGAAAAGGACUCGAGGAGGAUAUUUUAUUUCAUGAGUAUCAACUUCUCCUUCAUGAUGGUACAGGCGUUUUAUGGCUACGCCACCGACUCGCUUGGUCUUCUGAGUGAUAGCAUACACAUGCUCUUUGACUGUGUGGCGCUCGCCGUUGGUCUCUUUGCGUCGGUUGCGAGCAAAUGGGCACCCAAUGAGAGGUUUCCAUAUGGAUUUGGCAAAAUUGAGACGUUGAGCGGCUUUGCGAACGGCGUUUUUCUCAUAUUGAUCAGCGUCGAGAUUAUAUUCGAAUCGUUCGAGAGAAUCAUGGAGGGUCGUGCUACCAAGAGACUUGCCGAACUAUUCGUUGUGAGCUCAGCGGGUCUGGCAGUAAACUUGAUAGGUAUGUGGGCGUUUGGUCAUCACCAUCAUCAUCAUGGCGGCGAUGACCAUAGUCACCACUCCCAUGGACACUCGCAUGACCAUGCACACGACCACGACCACGGACAUGACCACGGUCACUCGCAUUCACAUGAUCAUGGCCAUGGUCACGGGCAUAGCCACGGGGGCUGUGGAGGCCACUCGCACGAUAACGAGAACAUGAUGGGUAUCUACCUCCAUGUUAUGGCCGACACGCUAGGCAGUGCGGCCGUCAUCGUAUCGACGGCCCUGACCUACUAUUGGCCCUGGUCCGGAUGGGAUCCUCUAGCAUCCUUCUUGAUCGCGGUGCUUAUCCUCGGCUCGGCCAUGCCGUUGGUUAGCUCUUCAGCACGUCGGCUGCUCCUCACGGUCCCGGAUCGGGUCGAGUACGGUCUGCGAGAUACGCUGUCAGGCAUAACAGGUCUUCGUGGGGUUGCCAACUACGCGGUUCCUAAAUUCUGGAUGGACGACCGCAGCGGCGGUGAUAAUCACGCAGCUCCAGGGGACCAUCUGCUGGGCGUCAUGCACGUGACUGCAGUUCGUGGGGCCGAUAUGGAAGAUGUUGGAAAGCGUGUUCGGUCAUAUCUUGCGGCCAAGGGGAUCGAUAUUACGGUGCAGGUCGAAAGAGAAGGCGACCCAAGCUGCUGGUGUGGCCUGAACAGGACAAUGCCCGGUCAAGGGCCUGCAGGGGGACACAGGCCAAGCUACAGUGUGCUUUAG